UACCGUCCUCAGUCUGCGGGUGUGUUAUGCUAACAGCAUCAUAGCAUAGUCGCAACAUUUAAUCGAAUUGAAUUAUAAUCGGUGACAGACCUGACAGCAGUUUGUUUACGUGUAUGUUUCUCAAAUCUGCGCACGUACGCAGUUGCCACUUCGUCAAGUAAUAUUCAUAGAAAAGAUGUCGGAAGUGGAGGAAAAGGGAAGAAAAUCGAGUGAGGAAUCUACAGAUGAUUCUGAGGAGGAGGACAGCGAGGAGGAGCCUAAACUGAAGUAUGAGCGGCUGACCAAUGGGGUGACCGAGAUCCUCCUGAAGGAUGCAGCAAGCUGCAUGACUGUUCAUGAUAAGUUCCUGGCGCUUGGCACACACUUCGGGAAGGUUUACUUGCUGGAUGUCAUGGGAAAUGUCACUCAGAAGUUUGAAAUUAGUUCGGUGAAGAUCAAUCAGAUCAGCCUGGAUGAGAGCGGCGAGCAUGUUGGGAUCUGCUCUGAGGAUGGGAAGGUCCAAGUUGUUGGUUUGUAUACACGGGAAGGUUUCCAUGAGAUCUUUGACUGUCCUAUAAAGGUGGUGGCUCUCCAUCCGCAGUUCAGCAAAUCAAACAACAAGCAGUUUGUCACCGGGGGCAACAAGCUGCUGAUGUAUGAGAGGAAUUGGCUAAACCGCUGGAAGACGUCAGUCAUCCACGAGGGCGAGGGUAGCAUCACCAACAUCAAGUGGAGAGCCAACCUCAUCGCCUGGGCCAAUAAUGUGGGAGUGAAGAUCUAUGACUUAAGCACUAAGCAGCGUAUCACCAACGUCCUGCGGGACAACACCAGUCUGCGGCCGGACAUGUAUCCAUGCAGUCUGUGCUGGAAGGACAACGCCAACCUCAUCAUCGGCUGGGGCUCCUCUGUCAAGAUAUGUGCUGUGAAGGAGAGAGACCCCACUGAGAUGCGAGACCUGCCUAGCCGCUACGUUGAGAUCGUGUCUGCCUUCGAGACCGAGUUCUUCAUCAGUGGCCUGGCCCCGCUGGCUGACCAGCUUGUCACCCUCUAUUUUGUGAAGGAGGCCUCAGAGCACAUGGAAGAGGAGUUCCGUGCGCGGCCACGUCUCGACAUCAUCCAGCCGCUGCCGGAGACCUGUGAGGAGAUCUCGUCUGACGCACUUACCGUCCGCAACUUCCACGACAACGAGUGCAGGGACUACCGGCUCGAGCACUCUGAGGGGGAGUCCCUGUUCUACAUCAUCAGCCCUAAGGACAUCGUGGUGGCGAAGGAGAGGGACCAGGAUGACCACAUCGACUGGCUGCUGGACAAGAAGAAGUAUGAGGAAGCUCUAAUGGCAGCAGAGAUCAGCUUUAAGAACAUAAAACGACAUGACGUCCAGAAAAUUGGGAUGGCAUACAUCAAUCACUUGGUUGAAAAAGGAGACUAUGACACAGCAGCCAGGAAGUGCCAGAAAGUCUUAGGGAAGAACAUGGAUCUCUGGGAGAAUGAGGUCUACCGCUUCAAAACCAUAGGCCAAUUGAAGGCGAUCAGCCAGUACCUGCCCAGAGGAGACCUGCGUCUCCGGCCAGCCAUCUACGAGAUGAUCCUGCACGAGUUCCUCCAGACUGACUAUGAGGGUUUUGCCACGCUCAUUAGAGAGUGGCCUGGGGAGCUGUACAACAACAUGACUAUUGUGCAGGCAGUGAACCACCACCUAAAGAAGGACCCCACCAACCGCACCUUGCUCACUACACUGGCUGAACUGUACACAUAUGACCAGAGGUAUGACCGUGCGUUGGAGAUCUACUUGAGGCUAAGGCAUAAAGAUGUGUACCAACUCAUCCACAAGCACAACCUCUUCUCCUCCAUAGAGGACAAGAUCGUUCUGCUCAUGGACUUCGAUAAAGAGAAAGCUGUUGACAUGUUGCUGGAUAACGAAGACAAAAUAUCAACAGACAGAGUUGUGGAGGAACUGAAAGACAGACCAGAGCUUCUGCAUGUUUACCUGCAUAAGCUGUUCAAGCGGGACCACCACAAGGGCCAGCGCUAUCAUGAGCGGCAGAUCAGCCUGUAUGCCGAGUACGACCGACCCAACCUGCUGCCCUUCCUACGAGACAGCACACACUGCCCGCUGGAGAAGGCACUUGAGAUCUGUCAGCAGAGGAACUUUGUUGAGGAGACGGUCUUCCUUCUCAGCAGGAUGGGGAACUGCAGGCAAGCACUGCAGAUGAUCAUGGAGGAGCUGGCAGAUGUAGACAAGGCCAUUGAGUUUGCCAAGGAUCAGGAUGAUGCUGAGCUGUGGGAGGACCUCAUCUCCUACUCCAUCGAUAAGCCACCCUUCAUCACAGGACUGCUGAACAACAUAGGCACCCAUGUAGACCCCAUCCUUCUCAUCCACCGCAUCAAGGAAGGCAUGGAAAUCCCCAACCUGAGAGACUCGCUGGUCAAGAUCCUACAAGACUACAAUCUGCAGAUCCUGCUGAGAGAGGGCUGUAAGAAGAUCCUGGUGUCGGACUCCAUGUCCCUGCUGCAAAAGAUGCACAGGACGCAAAUGAGGGGCGUCAGAGUGGAUGAAGAGAACAUCUGUGAAUCUUGCCAUACCACCAUUUUACCAUCAGAUACAGCGCAGCCCUUCAGUGUGGUGGUGUUCCACUGCAGACACAUGUUCCACAAGGAGUGCCUACCCUCUGGAGCAAUUCCAGGGGUUCAGUUUUGCAACAUCUGCAGUGCCAAGAGACGAGGGCCUGGCAGUGGCAUCCUGGAGAUGAAGAAAUAGCUGGAAACCGCAUCUACCCAUAAGUCCUCUCUACAGACCUGACCUAGGGACAGUGUUCUGAAGCCUUCACCUUCCUCAUGGUCACCUGGAAAUGGUUUCUCAGAGCUGUUCGCUGCAGUUCAGUGUCGUCUGUUGUUGGUCCUGCUUGCCUGGCUUAACACUGUGAUGUUUUAGCCAUUUUGUAAGUGCUUAAUUCUCAACUGCAAAUUAAUACUUAUUGUGCAAGUUUGGGUUCAAUAAUAUGUCAAGUGUAAAAUCAACAAAGAUUUUUUUUUUAAACACUUGCACUAUGAAUGACCAAUGGAACUAAUUUAAGUCUUUGUCUUCAACUAUGUUAAUGGCAAUGCUCAUAGAUUUUUUUUCAUGGAGGCUGGAUUGGCAGAAAAACAGUAUUAUUCAGUAUUUUCGCCCAUAACAGUUUUGAGUUGAAUGCUGUAUUAACAUUGCAUUUGAUAUUCCAUGUUGGCACGUAUUUAUUUUGCUUAAACUGUAGCCGGAUUUUAUGGAGCCCCCCAAAGGGACAUGGUGGGAAUUUCUUUUUCAGCUCCUAUUGAGUUCCCUCACAAUAGUUUUGCAUUCCCUUGCAAAAUCAAGUAUUCCAAAGGGAAUGCAAAACUAUUGUGAGGGAACGCAAAAAGUACAUUUCCACCUCUAAAAAAAAAUAUUUCCACCAUGGCCCUUCGGGGGCUCCGUAAAAAAUGAAUAUGUUAAUAAAGAUUAUUAAAGUGCUAUAUCCAUCAUGUCCAAAUUAUAUAGUCAAUAUCAAAUAUACAUCUGUAAAUAGUAAGACUACUGUAACACAGAACAUGUGUUUAGGUUUUUUUUGUUGUUGAGCGGAAUGCUGUUGAAUCAAAUGGAAUUACAAAUUGUCUGACUAAAUGAUGAGAGCACUUGUUGGUGGAGUCCAAAUAAAUAGACCAAGAUAUA
This is a messenger RNA of Alosa sapidissima (American shad), 3664 nucleotides long. RefSeq names its product VPS41 subunit of HOPS complex (gene vps41). Lineage: Eukaryota; Metazoa; Chordata; Actinopteri; Clupeiformes; Clupeidae. Gene Ontology annotation, cellular component: HOPS complex; late endosome. The record is from RefSeq and is a predicted model, not a curated record. Bases 176 to 2737 code for a protein of 853 amino acids. Gene Ontology annotation, biological process: protein targeting to vacuole; macroautophagy; vesicle-mediated transport. The transcript is spliced from 29 exons. Gene Ontology annotation, molecular function: protein binding.